AUGUUAUUCACCAUUAGGGUUAGGUUACAUUCAAUGUCAUUUAAAACAUCAAGAAUCAUUUUAAAACAGUUUUAUUCUCAACAACAUAUAAAAAGGAUAAAGAAUCCUUAUGAAAUAUUAAAUUUAACUGAAUCAGCAACACCAGCAGAAAUAAAAAAGAAAUACAAAGAGUUGGCAAAAGAAUUACAUCCGGAUAAAAAAUCAACUGGAAAUUUAGCAAAAUUUCAAGAGCUAGUAGAAGCUUAUGAGAUAUUAAUUCAUCAUCGUAACACCAGUAAAUUCUAUUAUCAUGCGUCUCCUAAAGAACAUAAUAGACCCCCUACUUCUUCUCAUACAAACACUUAUUACCGAGCAUCAUCUGCUACUACUACGAUUAAUAAUAAUAUAAAAUAUACUAGUAAUGCUACAUUCUUAUCUAUAUUAGCGGGUAUUGUCGUUACUAUUGGAGCUCUUAACCUCUUUUAUUUUCAUUCUUCUCAUGAAGCAUUUAUCAAUGCAGCCAAUCAGCAUCAUAUAAAAACAACUGAAGAUCUGAAAAGGGCUCGUACAGAAGCAAAAUUAUUUGGAAAUGAUAGAGGUGUAAAACGAACAUCAUCAUAA
Molecule: messenger RNA, 600 nt
Organism: Cokeromyces recurvatus
Lineage: Eukaryota; Fungi; Mucoromycota; Mucoromycetes; Mucorales; Mucoraceae
Exons: 3
Coding region: 1-600 (199 amino acids)
Source: RefSeq, a predicted model, not a curated record